Myotis lucifugus (little brown bat) is the source of this 3259-nucleotide messenger RNA. It is a transcript of the gene TAL1, whose product is annotated as TAL bHLH transcription factor 1, erythroid differentiation factor. The record is from RefSeq and is a predicted model, not a curated record. The transcript is spliced from 3 exons. The coding region runs from base 36 to 680 and encodes 214 amino acids. Gene Ontology annotation, biological process: regulation of transcription by RNA polymerase II. Gene Ontology annotation, molecular function: RNA polymerase II cis-regulatory region sequence-specific DNA binding; protein dimerization activity; DNA-binding transcription factor activity, RNA polymerase II-specific. Lineage: Eukaryota; Metazoa; Chordata; Mammalia; Chiroptera; Vespertilionidae.
ACAGUGGGUUCUUUGGGGAGCCAGAUGCCUUCCCUAUGUUUGCCACCAACAAUCGAGUGAAGAGGAGACCCUCCCCUUAUGAGAUGGAGAUUACUGAUGCUCAGGGCCUUUCCACAUGCCAUUCUCUCUUCCCAUGCCUGGCUGGCUCUUCUUCAGCCUUAAGUUCUCAUCUUAUAGAUGUCACUUCCUCUGAAAGGCUGCCCCCAACCAGCUCAACUAAGCACGGUCCCCAUACCAAAGUCGUAAGGCGCAUCUUCACCAAUAGCCGGGAGCGAUGGCGGCAGCAGAAUGUGAAUGGGGCCUUUGCUGAGCUCCGCAAGCUGAUCCCCACACAUCCCCCAGACAAGAAGCUCAGUAAGAAUGAGAUUCUCCGCCUGGCCAUGAAGUACAUCAACUUCCUGGCCAAGCUGCUCAAUGACCAGGAAGAAGAGGGCACCCAGAGGGCCAAGCCUGGCAAGGACCCCAUGGUGGGGGCUGGCGGAGGAGGUGGAGUGGGAGGCGGUGGUGCACCUCCAGAUGAUCUCCUGCAGGAUGUGCUGUCCCCCAACUCCAGCUGUGGCAGCUCCCUGGAUGGGGCAGCCAGCCCGGACAGCUACACUGAAGAGCCUGCACCCAAGCACACAGCCCGCAGCCUCCAUCCUGCCAUGCUGCCCGCCACUGAGGGAGCGGGCCCUCGGUGAUGGGCCUGGGACCAUCCUGGGCCAGCCAGGAGGGUGCCCUCAGGCCGCUGGGACCGUGGGCUUCAAGGCAGGUGGGCAAAGACUGGGUAGCUCUGAAGUAGGGCAAUGGACUUGAUGAACUUUCCUUGAUGCCUGAACUUUGGGAAGCCCAAACUGCCCUGGGGCUGGCUUUUCACUUCCUGCCUCAGUAGGAGAACAGAAAAAUGGAGCAAAGUGGUAGGUACUUUUUAUGAAGACGGCACGGUCUUGCCCCUUCCCCAAAUCCCUAAGACUUCUCAUGUAAGAGGCUUGAGUGGCGCUGCUUUUGGCCUGAAGCUUGGGAGCCCUGUCUUUGCUGAGACCUGGGGUUGUCAUCUCUCACCUGAGGCAUUCAGCAAUCUCUGCCUUGCCUUUAGCCCCCUCCUAAGUUGGCUGGGGUGGCUUUGCUAGCCACUCUACCCAAAUAUAUAGGUACCCAAUAGCUGCCCAUUUCCCGAGCCCCAUCUUCACCCAGGCCCAUGUUGGUCCAUUCAGCUUGCCAACUGCUGCAGAGUCAAGCCUCAAGGUGCCUUCUUCAGGGCCUGGUUGAAGAAGACGGCUGGUGGACCACCUGCUCCGGGUUAGCUGGGCCAGAGGGGCAGAAAAGCCAGGGGACCGAAGCUUUGCUUUCUCCCCACUGAAAUUUGCCUUCCUAAUCCUUGUGGCUGUGGGGACUGAGUCUGCAGCUGUGAGCAUGUCCUUUGGGCUUUGGGUGAAGGCAGAGAAGGAACAAAAUUGUUAGAGGGAAUUGAGCAAAUGCUAUUUGGGGCUCGUGGGCUUCCAAUCCUGGUAGUGUCUCAGAGCUACUCAUCACUGUUCCAGCGGUGAGCAGAUGCCAGUGUGCUGAUGGAUGGGCAUGUGUUGGUGCUGAGAGGAGAUGGGAGCCCCAUCUGUGCAUUCUCCAAGAUGCUCAAAGGUCCCGCCCUGCUGCAGGAUGUCUGCUAGCUAAUGGUCUGGUCGGUGUUCUGAGUGGAACUGAGCACACACUCUGUCCUAGGAGUUCCUGGCAUUUGGGAUUUUUUUUUUCCCUGGCACUUGGGAUUUUUUUUUUCUUUUUUACUUUAAUUGUUGGUGGGAUCUUUAGGUAGAUAUGACCCAGGAUCCAGCUCCACUUCUAGGACAUGGUAAUGCAGUCAGAGACCAGGCCCCAGCUGAGACCCGAAUGGAUGCACAUUCACUGAGCAGAAUCUUAAACACCUUUGACCGUGUAACUUUCAGUCAUCACGGGUGUGAAUGGGAGGCUAGCUUAAUGCAAUGGGAGUGCCCCCCUCCAAAAGUUGUACAUGACAUUUUUGUAAAUCAAAUCCUUAUCCUUAAUCUUUUAAAGAAAUACUACUGCAAGUCCUUUUGUAAGUGAAGAAUCCUUUUGUAGAGUGGACCACUGCCCCUCGUUGAUCUCCUGUGUCAAUCCAAGUGUCGGGAUGUGGUUUUCUUAAGGCUAGGCCUGCCUGUGACCCGCAUUUCAAGCCCAUGGAACAAACUGCACACAAGUCCUUCAUACCUGUCAUUGUAUCCUCAAGUCACCCCAGCCGUCUCCCACCAGGCUCUGCCUUUCAGGUCAGAGGGGAAUGAUCCUAUGGCCUGGCCCUGUCCAUGGCCAUGUGGAAGAUCUUCACAUGUUUUGGGUUUCAGCUCAGGCCUUGCCCUCACUGCAAUGGGGCCUUGGGUACAGCCAUUUGCAGACAGGGAAUGACCCCUGCUCCCCUCCCUUUCCUUUUAAGUUGUGAGGAUGGGAGCACUAUGGUUAACCCUUGUCGCUCUCUGUCUAUCUCAUGUCAGCCAAAAUCACAUUUUAAUGAACAGCUCCUGUGAGGCACCCCAUCUGUAAAGAGGGAACACCUGUCCUAAGGCUGUGCUUGCUUCCCGGUGGGUUAAUUUGACUUGGCGCCACCGUGCGGAUAGGUGGAUGGGUUUAGGAGAUGGAUCACACAUUCUGUCAGGAACUCAAGCUUCUGGCUCCCUUUUCUCUCACAAGUUAUCUCUAAGUGUCAGUUUCCCAUCAAUACCCUGGCUCUCUGCUCCUAGGACUGAAUGGACAUGAAAGUAGAAGCGUUCUGAGACCAUAAAGAACUCGUUUCCUCUUAAACCUGAGGUGGGGUUUCCAACCCUGAGUUCAGGGCCUAGGCAGUGGGCCAGGCUGCCUGACUACACAGCUUGGGAUAAUUUAGGUUCUAACCCACUUUUGCCUGAGUUAUCUAGAUUGUUCUCAUUUCUCAUAAUUGCCCUCAUGUCUGGCUCAUUCCAAGGCAAGGUACAGGAAUGAGAAUGGAUAAGAGAUAUGGCAACAUGGGUAGAAUAUGUAAAAUGUAAUGCAACCACUUACCACAGGCCUGGGUAGGGAAGCACAAGGCUUUAGGUUUUUGUAAGAACUAGAGAAGAUCCAUACUUUAUUUUCAUUUCCAACCCUUCGCCCCAUCCUACCCUCUCCCUCCCCUGCCUCCUCCUCACCCAUGAAGAAAUGGCAACAUUCCAAGAAUAAUAUCUGUACAAAAGGGAAAACAUGGGAAGGUUUAAAAACAUGAGAAUAAAAAUGAUGGGGGACUCCCAUCUUUUAAGAAAAA